This is a messenger RNA of Lentinula edodes (shiitake mushroom), 1089 nucleotides long. RefSeq lists its product as uncharacterized. Bases 23 to 985 code for a protein of 320 amino acids. The record is from RefSeq and is a predicted model, not a curated record. The transcript is spliced from 6 exons. NCBI's taxonomy places the organism in Eukaryota, Fungi, Basidiomycota, Agaricomycetes, Agaricales, Omphalotaceae.
AGCACCCACCCUUCUUUCCAUUAUGGACGCUUUACCUAUUGACACAUCUCAUCCUGCCGUGCGAGACUAUCUCUCGCUCAUACGGCUUCAAGUCUUGACCCCGCUGUCUCUGUUGAUCAACAUUGCAACAGUUAUCGUUUGUGCGGUCGUGGUUACACCUUCAAUUAGUGAAAUCUCGAAACAAUUUCCCACUUCGAUAUCACCAAAGCCUAUCAUAAUCGCUACUUAUGUUGCCGCUAUUUACGCUGGCCAGCUCGGAUACUGCGUCCUCAUUGUUUUGGCACGGAAAGCAGAGACCAAACGGACUAUCACGAAAGGCGUAGGUUUUUCUUUGGUCAUUGCGAAUUGGGUUAUGGCCCUUUGGGCAAUAGCUUGGGUUUUCCAAUGGUUUCUCGUAUCUACUGUGUUACAAGGGAUUCUACUUCUUACGCUCCUCUACUCCAACAUCGUGCUUCUUAUCUAUCAUCAACCUUCAUCUGCUCGCCCUUUCGACACUAUACUCAUUCACGCCCCACUUCGAUUCUUUCUCGUCCUUCAAUUUGGCCUCAUGUUUCCGCUUUCUCUCUUCAUAAAUCUUGGUUUGACGUACACUCCUACCACCCCCGGUCCACCGAGGGAUUACGCUGACCAUCCCUGGCCCGGAUUUGGUGUGGUUCUUGGGACAAAUCUCCUGGGUCUUGUUGUUGUUAUUCUCAGACGCGAUAUCGUUUGGUGUGUCUCCGCCACCUGGAUAUGCAUCAGCAUUUGGGUCUUGAGACCAAAACCCGGCCCAGUCUAUAUCGUCGCAAUUUUAUUCACUGUACUUCAUCCCCUUGCUUUGGUCGGAGCAUAUAUAUACUCCCGCUUUUACAAGCGUCGUGGCGUAAUCCUCCCUCCAGGGGAUGAAGCAUUAUAUGGUAGGACUGAGAGUGGCAGAGUGGUUGUUGGAUCUCAAUCAGGUCCAGAUAGCGGACCAAGAGAGGUAGACGAAAAUACUUGGGGUUAAAGAAUAUGUAUGAUAAUGAUCCUUGCAUUGACCGCUACAGCUACAGUUUAUCACGUACUUUUAUCACGUACUCUUACAAUCUUCAUCAGAAUCUACAUCGUUGG